This is a messenger RNA of Hydatigera taeniaeformis, 636 nucleotides long. The record is from the annotation of a GenBank genome assembly. Lineage: Eukaryota; Metazoa; Platyhelminthes; Cestoda; Cyclophyllidea; Taeniidae.
AUGCUUCGCGGUCCUGGCGCUGUAAGAAAUGUAUUUGCCACUUUCGCCCCGUGUUUACGGUCCUACAGAGCCAGUUUUUUCAAAUCAAGUGAAGAAUAUGCAAACAAAUUGUGGCUAGGAGCCCGCGUCGUUGCUUUGAGUUGUCGGCAUUCGAGUAAUCACACUAUGGUCGUGAGACAAUCGAAAUUUGUUAAUGAGAAAUUUUACGACGAACUUGUAAGUCGAUAUGAUACACAAUUCACUCGGAUUAAGCACUUCUUCUUUAUGUGUGGAGCGAUUCCAUGUGUCUUAGGGGCCUUUAUAAUCAACACAUUUUUUGGACAAGCAGAACUCAUUGAAACUCCUGAUGAUUAUGAGCCUCAUUACUGGGAAUACUACAAGCAUCCUAUUACGCGCUUUAUUUCUCGAAACCUUAUGUGGAGUCCUCAACAAGUUUAUGAGAACAAUCUGGGCUAUCUAAAGCGUUCGAUGGAUUCCAUGGAUCUUGUUGCUGAGGAGAAGUGGUUCCAAGAAUCCGAACUGGCCUACCGCGAUUACCGUGGUUGGCAGUUUAUCCCAGUCAAUCCGGCCGGCGUACUGCGUGCUCACAAGGAAGAGCUCUUAAAUGAGGAAAUGGGAGACUGGAUCUCGCGAUAA